AUGGGCCACCGCCACCUCCUCGGUUGUGUCGCGGCGAGCACAAAAUCGAACCCUACUGUUGCCUGUUUAAGUUGCACACACAAUGUUGGCCUGGUGAAUGGCAAGUCUUCGUUGUCUUCGAGCAGUAUCGAACUUCUUGAAGUUUUGAGUCAGUAUACCCUAUUAUACCCCAUAUUGGCCAAAUUAUUGAUGCCUUUAUUCAGACUUGCUCCCGACAACGUCCUCCAGAUAGUAACGGCAAUUUCUUCACCUUCCUACCUGAAGGGUUUCGCCAUCAGUCGCACGAAGCUAACGAGGAUGUGCACUAACGACAAUGUAAAGUCCACCGAAGGCCGUCUCUUAAUGGAGAUGUUUAUCGGUUCUCAAGUUGACGGACGCAAAUAUCGAAUCUUAUCCGGGAAAAACAAUGACGUUCCGAAUGCCAAGAGCGAAUUAAUCAUCGUAAUUGAGGAGGAUUCGGACAAGGAGAAGCUCAAGAACGGUUUGGAGGAAUGGAAGGGAAAAUUAGUAGAUCAUCAGCUCGAGCGCAUGAGAGAGUUCGUACUGGAUGGUCCGGGAGUGUGGAAGAGAAUGAGCUCAGGCUACUAG
Stereum hirsutum FP-91666 SS1 is the source of this 588-nucleotide messenger RNA. RefSeq lists its product as uncharacterized. The record is from RefSeq and is a predicted model, not a curated record. The transcript has 3 exons. The coding region runs from base 1 to 588 and encodes 195 amino acids. Lineage: Eukaryota; Fungi; Basidiomycota; Agaricomycetes; Russulales; Stereaceae.